This is a messenger RNA of Ostrinia furnacalis (Asian corn borer), 612 nucleotides long. Its product is annotated as sperm-specific protein Don juan. Bases 76 to 570 code for a protein of 164 amino acids. NCBI's taxonomy places the organism in Eukaryota, Metazoa, Arthropoda, Insecta, Lepidoptera, Crambidae. The transcript is spliced from 2 exons. The record is from RefSeq and is a predicted model, not a curated record.
UAUUACCAUGCACGUCAUUCAAAACAAUCUAAAUUACAGUUCCUGAUAAAUAGGUACAAAAAUAUACACACGUAAAUGGCGAGGGCUACGAGAAUAGCUCUAGAUCUGGCGUUGGCUACGAGCAAGGCCGCCAGGCCUGCACUAGCGACUGCAUGGCAGUAUGCAAAAACAGAAGUUGCGCCGCCUAUGACCCUUGGCUUCUUCCAUGGACCAGGAGGAAAAAAGCUAGAGCAAACUGUUGCUAGCAAAGUCGAUGGUUUCAUUUCUGGCUUACAGCAAAGAAUUAAAGAUAUCGAUGAUGAAGAAAUUAGGGUGAAAAAGGAAAAAGAAGCGGCGAUCAAAGCAGCACAAGACAAGGCCAAAGCUGCAGCUAAGGCUAAGGAAGAAGAAAGAAAGAAAGCUGAGGAACAACAGCGCAAAGAAGCUGAAAAGGCAGCUAAGGCUAAAGCUGACGCAAAGGCUAAAGAUGAAGCGAAAAAAGCAGAUACAAAGAAACCAGAUCCACCCAAGAAACCAGCCAAAAAAGACCCCCCUAAGAAAAAAGACCCACCAAAAGCGGCUAAGAAGUAAAAGAGUGUUUGUUAUGUGGACGUAUUUCUGUAUUUUAUAAAU